Molecule: messenger RNA, 426 nt
Organism: Triticum turgidum subsp. durum (durum wheat)
Lineage: Eukaryota; Viridiplantae; Streptophyta; Magnoliopsida; Poales; Poaceae
Source: the annotation of a GenBank genome assembly
AUGGAAAAGAGCACAAUAGUCAGGUUCACCGCAAAGUUUCUUGUUGUGGCAAGUGGUGAGAAUAGUGCAGAGAAUAUUCCAAUGAUCCCCGGACUGCAAAGUUUUCCGGGUGAUGUCAUCCACUCCUCAAGCUACAAGUCAGGCAAGAGCUACUCUGGCAUGAAUGUAUUGGUUGUUGGAUCUGGCAACUCCGGAAUGGAAAUUGCUUAUGACCUUGUGGCCCAUGGUGCCAAUACUUCAGUUGUUAUACGAAGCCCGAUUCAUGUAGUGACAAAGGAACUAAUCCGGUUGGGGAUGACACUUGCUCGCCGUCUUCCACUGAAUCUAGUGGAUAACCUCCUUGUGAUGGCGGCGAAUUUAAUAUUUGGAGACCUAUCGAGGUAUGGCAUCAGAAGGCCAAAAAUGGGUCCAAUGAUCCUCAAGUAA